Messenger RNA from Caenorhabditis bovis, 1851 nucleotides. The record is from the annotation of a GenBank genome assembly. Lineage: Eukaryota; Metazoa; Nematoda; Chromadorea; Rhabditida; Rhabditidae.
AUGAAGCUUAUAGAUGCGUUUUUCUGGAUGUUCGUGCGCUCGUUGGUAGAUGUGCGUGAGACACGGAAACUGUGCGUGAGGGUUCGAGAUCCUCCGAAAAACUUAGCAGCUACAAAUCCAUCGAAGAGGCAUCGCGAAAGACUAAAUGGAGAACUCGAAACAGUGGCAAUGCUUCUUCCGUACGAUAGUGCCACUAUCAGCAGGCUUGACAAAUUAUCAGUCCUUCGGCUCGCCGUUAGCUUCCUUCAAUGCAAAGCGCAUUUUCAAGCAUGCAUCCACAAUGCGAACUAUCUGUCUGGAUAUCCAAUCACGACGCAUUCAUAUCUGUACAAUCCGUCACCUGCGACGCCAUUCUCCAACAAGGUGCCAACCGUGUUCGAUCUCAGAAUUGGAACCCCAAUGUUCGACCACGAAGAAUCGGAUUUUGAGGACAUUGCACUCAAGGCUCUUGGGGGAUUCAUUUUGGUUUUGAAUGACAAUGGCGAAAUUUAUUACGCAUCCGAGAACAUUGAGCAAUUCCUUGGAUUCCACCAAUCCGAUGUAUUGCACCAGCCAGUUUACGAUCUCAUCCAUUCCGAGGAUCGCGAGGACAUUCGACAGCAGCUAGAUGCCAAUAUUCAUGUUCCUCCGACAUCUUCGAAUGCGCAUUUCGAUGUAUUCGCGCCGCAAAAUAGCAAAUAUUUGACAAGAAAUGUUAAUGCCCGAUUUCGGUGUUUGCUGGACAACACUUGCGGAUUUUUGCGGAUUGACAUGACCGGAAAAUUAUUCUCAUUGCACGGCCUUCCGCCAUCGUAUGUAAUGGGUCGCACCAAUGCUGGUCCCGUUUUGGGCAUGAUUUGUAUUUGCACUCCAUUUGUGCCCCCUUCAACAACUGAGAUUGCUUCAGAAGAUAUGAUAUUGAAGACGAAACAUCAAUUGGAUGGUUCAUUAGUUUCAAUGGACCCCAAGGUUUAUGAAAUGCUGGAAAUCACCGAUGCCGAUUUGCCGAUGAAGCUUUACAAUUUGAUACAUGUCGAAGAUGCGGUUUGCAUGGCAGAAGCUCAUAAAGAAGUCAUCAAAAACGGGUCAUCUGGAUUACUAAUCUAUCGUUUGAUUAGCCUCAAAUCGCGAAGAAUCUAUUUUGUCCAAAGCUCUUGUCGAUUAUUUUAUAAAAAUGGAAAACCUGAAUCAAUUGGGCUCACGUAUAGACUAUUGAACGAGGUUGAAGGGACAAUGCUUUUGGAGAAGAGAAGCUCUUUGAAAGCAAAAUUGCUAUCAUUCGAUGACACAUUCUUACAAUCGCCGAGAAAUCUUCAAUCAACUGCUGCUCUUCCACUUCCGCCGGUUGUCAAGGACGAAGAGGAUUUGAGUUUGCCGACCACAUGUCUUCCAUCGGCUUCAACAUUCAUACCGCCCUCGAUUCGACCCGCAAACCCAACAACAAAGAUCAAAAAGAAAAAAGAAGAGCUUCCGAUUCCGCCGCUUGUGCAGCCGUCGAACUUCGAGAUGUUUCCAAUGUUUUCAGCGGCGGCCAUUCCUCCAGAAUUUCCUCCGUAUCCGCAAUGGCCGCCACCCGAAGCCUACCCGAAUAAUCAUUAUAAUACAAAUGGCUAUUAUCAUCAUCAGCCGCAUAAUAUUCCGCAUAUGGGAAUGCCAAUGACACACGAAAUGCCACCAUUAGAGUAUAUAUGGAACAAUUCCGAGCAUAUUCCACCGCAUCCUUCGCAGCACGUGCCUGACCAUCGAAUGCAUUUUCCAAUGAAUUUCGAAUCGCCCAAGGCCGGAUUCUCGACGCCGUUCGGAUUUGGAGAACACCCGAAGCAUGAUGGAUUUAAUAUUAUUUCUGAAGUUACAAGCUUACUUGGGGGAUGA